GUCUACAAUUGUUUUAACGAGGUCCAAAGAAACUGGGGCAAAAUAUUUUAAUUGCGCAUGCUUUGUUGGGCCCAAUUGUAAGAUGGUGAAAAUAUAAUAAAAAAAUUAAACUCUUGUAAAGUGAAGUAAAGUCCGCAUCAUAUCGCACAAACGGCGUUAACUGCGUCGUUGAUAAAUCGUUUACAAAUGCCGAGUUGUUACAAUAAUAUUCAGUAAAAAUUGUUUGAACGUAUAAAAAAAAAUAUAUAUAUAUAUAUAUAUAAAGGGUGAAAAAGGUAAGCGCAAGUGCAAAUCUGUAACUUAAAAAAAACGACGGAGUUUAUAAUUUUGUCAGUGAUUUGUGCUCUCGCGUCAAUUAAUUAAAAAUGUAAAUACUCUUGGGGCGUGUUGAUAUUACAGUAAUAACAGUAACAAUAAGCAUCCUUGCGGAAGAGUUACGAUGCGAAAAAGAGACCGUACCGUCAACCUCGGUACAUAAAGGAGCUGAUUUGUCACCACGAUUAUAUUGAUGCGUGACGAACACGCACGUCAGACAUGAACGCAUGCAAUUCGUUGGGACUAAUAUUCGUCUUCGUCAUACUCGGCGAGAUUCUCCCCCCACUGGAAUCCAAGACUAUUAGGCCGUACAAAUACCAUCAUUCAAGGUCUCCCCACAGAUCAAGAUGGCAUCCUGGUCCCCGGCGUCCGAAGUGGCAUCCGCCCAGAAAAAGACCUCCGCCACGUGACUAUCCCCGUUACAAGCCGAAAUAUCACAGGUAUCCUCCGUCGCAUUACGAAAACGGAAUCGACUACGCGUCCGACGAACAGCCUUACACGAUUGAAAUCGAACUGCCAAGACGGUUCGGAGGGGCGGAAAACUAUCACGGAACUUCCGGUAUUCACAGCAAGAGAGGCCCCAAGAGAGGUGAAGUUUACGACGAGUCGGAAUACGACGAGUUCCUGGAGGAUGAAUAUUACGACGAACAGGACAGGGUAAUUCGGACGGGAAGGAAGAAGGUGCGGAUUAAGGUGAUCAAAGGUCCGAAGCCUAAACUGAACAUCAGGAUAUCUCGCAUAGACGAUGAGAGGACUAACGGGACCGAGACUUACCCGCUUCUUCAGCCGCAGAAAUCGACCAACAUUGACGAACUUGGUACGCAGUUGGACGAGGAAUGGAUGCCAGCAAAUCCCAAGCCGUCCUACCCAGUUCAUCUGAGAGGAGCUCGUUAGCGGGCAAUAGAUUAAAACUGUU
Messenger RNA from Neodiprion virginianus, 1231 nucleotides. RefSeq lists its product as uncharacterized. The record is from RefSeq and is a predicted model, not a curated record. The transcript is spliced from 4 exons. Bases 535 to 1209 code for a protein of 224 amino acids. Lineage: Eukaryota; Metazoa; Arthropoda; Insecta; Hymenoptera; Diprionidae.